Clunio marinus is the source of this 1205-nucleotide messenger RNA. NCBI's taxonomy places the organism in Eukaryota, Metazoa, Arthropoda, Insecta, Diptera, Chironomidae. The record is from the annotation of a GenBank genome assembly.
UAUUGUCUGUCGAGUUCAUUCGUUCUGCAGCUUUCGAAUACUCAAAUAAAUUUUUAGUUUUUCCUUAUUUUUUUAUAAAUAAUUUUGAGUUGCUGUUUUUCAACUUGAUAAGCCGGUAAAGAUGUCUGAACCAAUUCGUGUUGUUGUUACUGGAGCUGCUGGUCAAAUUGCUUACUCACUUCUCUACAUCAUUGCAAAUGGCGAAGUGUUCGGAAAAGAUCAAAAACUUGUGUUAACACUUCUUGAUAUUCCACCAAUGAUGGGUGUCCUUGAAGGUGUCGUCAUGGAGCUUCAUGAUUGUGCAUUUCCACUCUUGACUGAAGUCAUUCCAACUGCCGACCCAGCUGUUGCAUUCAAAGAUGUUUCUGCUGCUUUCUUAGUCGGUGCUAUGCCACGUCGUGAAGGAAUGGAACGCAAAGAUUUAUUGUCAGCAAAUGUUAAAAUCUUUAAAGUUCAAGGCGAGGCACUCAACAACCAUGCAAAGAAAGAUGUUAAAGUUCUUGUUGUUGGCAAUCCAGCAAACACCAACGCACUCAUUUGUUCCCACUUCGCACCAUCAAUUCCAAAGGAAAAUUUCACUGCCAUGACACGUCUCGAUCAAAAUCGUGCACGUGCACAAAUUGCCCAACGACUUGGAACUGACAUUUCUAACGUCAAGAAUCUUAUCAUUUGGGGAAAUCAUUCUGCAACUCAAUAUCCCGACGCUGCCAAUGGAACAGCAAAUGGCAAACCAGUCACUGAUCUUGUCGAAGCAUCGUAUUUGCAAAGUGACUUUGUCACAACUGUUCAGAAACGUGGUGCUGCUGUCAUUGCUGCAAGAAAAAUGAGCUCAGCUAUGAGUGCAGCAAAAGCUGCUGCUGAUCAUAUCAGAGAUUGGUGGCAUGGAACAGAAUCUGGAAGAUUUGUUUCGAUGGGUGUUGUAUCUGAUGGAAGUUAUGGAAUUCCUAAGGAUAUUGUCUUCUCAUUCCCUGUUGAGAUUAAAAACAAGCAAUGGAAGAUUGUCCAAGGAUUGAAGCUCGAUUCAUUUGCUCGUAGUAAAUUGGAUAUCACAACGAAAGAGCUUCUGGAAGAAAAGGAAGAAGCAAUGGCUGUUUGCAAUGGAAAUUGACUAAAUGAUGCUAAAUUGUAAUUAAACCAUCACAUGUCUUAUUUUUUAUACUUUUGUACUUCAAAUAAAUAAAUUAAAGACAAAUAUUGAAUUAUUU